Molecule: messenger RNA, 1974 nt
Organism: Elaeis guineensis (African oil palm)
Lineage: Eukaryota; Viridiplantae; Streptophyta; Magnoliopsida; Arecales; Arecaceae
Product: cation/calcium exchanger 1
Biological process (GO): transmembrane transport; monoatomic cation transport
Cellular component (GO): membrane
Molecular function (GO): monoatomic cation transmembrane transporter activity
Source: RefSeq, a predicted model, not a curated record
AUAACUUUUGAGUCACUUCACCAUGACUCUCUCCAUUCUAUUCGUGUCUUUGCUCGCCAAAGUGCACAUUUUUGGGCCAUGACAACCCAAACUGUCUUCUUGAACAUUCCUGUCUCCGUUUGUUGAUUGGUUCUAACAAGAGUGAGUGAGUGAGAGCGAAAGAGACCUUUAGAUAUGGCUUUUGUGUUCUCCAGCAAGUUCAAGGCCAUGAUAAACACUACUUUCCUUCUAUUGUUGUGUUUCUUCUUCACCACCCACAUCAGAUCUCCUUCCCCUUCUUUCAACCUUGCAACCCUUAAGGCUCCUAAGGGAGAUGGCUGCGUAGGCCUCCAAAACCAGAAAGACCAUCACUCCAGAUGCCUAUACCUCAAGACCCACAUCCCAUGCGUCUCUCAAGGUUAUGUCAACUAUCUCCAUAUCUUCUAUUGUAUUUGCGGGCGAUAUCCUCCUUUAGGAUAUACCCUCCUGGCCCUUUGGCUACUGGUCUUGUUCUACAUCUUAGGAAACACAGCUUCUCACUACUUCUGCACCUCUGUGGAGAGCCUGUCGAGGGAGCUGAGGCUAUCACCAACCAUAGCUGGGGUUACACUCCUCUCGCUGGGCAAUGGCUCGCCCGACGUGUUUGCGAGCAUCGUCUCCUUCCGGUCGGGCUUGGGGGAGGUGGGGCUGAGCAGCGUCCUCGGCGGCGCUUUCUUCGUGUCAUGCGUGGUGGUAGGCAUCAUCCACGUCUGCGGCGCGAGCUCGGGCUCGAGAGCGGCGCGCAUCGACCGGGCAUGCUUCGUGCGCGACGUCUGCUUCUUUGUGCUCGUGCUUUCCUCCCUCCUCGCCAUCCUCCUCGUCGGCCGCGUCAACCUUUGGGGGGCCAUGGCCUUCAGCUCGCUUUACUUCGUCUACGUCUCCAUCGUCUCAGCCACCCACUUUUGCCGCGAGAAGUAUGAGGACCUCGACGUCCCGAUCCUCGACGACGAGAAGCUCCAUGAGCCCGUAUCCAUCACCAAAGAGUCCCCUCCAGAUGCCAACCAGCUGCAACAGAAUCCAUCAGGGUACUCCAGGUUUAGAGAAGCUGUGUGCUACUACGUGGGUUGGUUUCUAUACCUCAUCGACAUGCCUUUGUACCUUCCAAGGAGGCUGACGAUACCCGAUGUGUCCGAGGAGAGGUGGUGCAGGCCAUUCGCAGUGGCCUCGGCCACAUUUGCUCCACUUCUAGUGGCAACACUCUGGAAUUCAAAGAGAGGAGGAAUGGGCACCAACGAAGGGCUGACCAUAUACUUGUAUGCAGGACUCGUGGGUUUGGUGUUGGGGAUCAUUGCACUCCACACCACAAAGAAGACUAACCCACCGAAGAAGGUACUCUUCCCAUGGUUAGCAGCAGGGUUUCUGAUGAGUGUGUUAUGGACUUACAUCAUAGCUGAGGAGUUGGUGGGGCUUUUGGUCUCUUUGGGAUACAUCUUCGGGAUAAAUCCUGCGAUACUGGGGCUAACCGUUCUUGCAUGGGGGAACUCCAUAGGGGACCUGGUAGCAAAUGUGGCCAUGGCCAUAAAUGGAGGCCAGGAUGGGGCCCAGAUUGCCAUAUCUGGGUGCUAUGCGGGACCCAUUUUCAAUACCUUGGCUGGGUUAGGGCUGUCGCUGGUGGUCUCGGCCUGGGGGGUGCACCCCGAGCCAUUUGUGAUUCCACUGGGGCCAGCGUUGUUUGAGAUUCUAGGGUUUAUGAUAGGGGGGCUGCUGUGGGCUCUGGUGAUACUGCCAAGGAAGGACAUGAAGCUGGACAGGGUGUUGGGCGUCGGGCUCUUGGCUAUCUACUUGUGCUUUCUGUCUUUGAGGCUGUCUCAGAGCCUUGGGCUGGUGCAAGUUUGAGGACCAUUUAUCUCUGUCACUUUGUUUUUGAUCAUUCCUCUUCCGAUUGUGACCUUAAGAGGUUUGUAUGUUCUUGAGAGGGAAUUUUACUCAACUCUCUUGGAUAUAUAAGUAACUGCA